Betta splendens (Siamese fighting fish) is the source of this 1165-nucleotide messenger RNA. Its product is annotated as phospholipase A and acyltransferase 3-like. Gene Ontology annotation, molecular function: A2-type glycerophospholipase activity; glycerophospholipid phospholipase A1 activity. The record is from RefSeq and is a predicted model, not a curated record. NCBI's taxonomy places the organism in Eukaryota, Metazoa, Chordata, Actinopteri, Anabantiformes, Osphronemidae. The coding region runs from base 145 to 660 and encodes 171 amino acids. Gene Ontology annotation, biological process: N-acylphosphatidylethanolamine metabolic process. The transcript has 5 exons. Gene Ontology annotation, cellular component: cytoplasm.
GUCCCAUUUGUUACCAUAUGAAAUGCUUUUAUUGUGAAGGUUCGGGCAAACGGAGCAACAACCAGCUGAUCUUUCACCGCUGAGCUUUCGUGUCGUCAGUGAUAUUGACGCCACAUUACCCUGAAGGUGCUAAGGUCAAACGUCAUGGCCCCGACUUUGUACGAUGAGAAACCAAUGCCUGGCGACUUGAUAGAAAUCUUCCGUGGCUCCUAUCAACACUGGGCUGUUUACGUUGGUGAUGGCUUCAUUGUUCACUUGGCACCACCCUCUGAGGUCCCAGAAGCAGGUGUCAACAGUAUGAUGUCUGUCAUAACCGAGAAGGCUAUGGUGAAGAAAGAGGAACUGUGGGAUGUGGUCGGAACCAACCGAUGGACAAUCAACAACGGCCUGGAUGAAAAGUAUGAGCCUCGCCCAGCUCGUGCCAUAGUGAAGGAGGCCUGUGGGCUGGUGGGCGAGGAGCUGCCGUACUGUCUCUUCAGGGGGAACUGUGAGCACUUUGCUAACGAGCUGCGCUACGGCAAAGCCGAGUCCCGGCAGGUGCGUAAAGCAGGAGAGACCGCCGUGGCCGUGGGCGUAGCGGCUGUGGUCGGUCUGGGAAUCGUUGCCCUGGCAGGAGCUCUGUUCGGAGGCAGCAAGAAGGAAAACAGGAACAAGCAUUGAAGUGACAGGUCACCUGUUUAGUCACCAGCAAGGCCUAAGUCACACUGAUCAACUCAAGUAACACUGCCUAAUUUCACACAAACGCCAAUGAUUAAACGGGAACCCUGGUUAAUUCCUGCCUUUGUUUACUGAACUGGCCUUUAUCUGUCCCUCAUUCUCUUUGGUUUGAUGCAGAGUUAAAGCCGGUUGGUUUAAGUUUGAGGUCCGAUGUCAACAUUUCUGCACACAGAAGCACAACAAUGAUUAAGCUGCAUGGGAAAAACUUACUAAAACAAGAAGGUUUGAAGUUCCCUGAGGAGUUUGGAUUUAUAAGGAUGAGGUUUUAUGAUAUUUAAAACUAAAAGUAAUUUUAGUUACAAGAGAGAUUUCGAAAUUAUAUAUAGAUUAAAUGUAAAUUACUUUGUAAUUUAAAAGGUUUAUUAUGUUGUUUUCAUAGUUGUCACAAUGUAAAAUAAAUAAUAUUUAACUGUUUGAAAAUAUUUACAAUAAAGAUCAUUUAUCUGAA